UGGGGUUCUUCCUUCCCAAAUGGAGGACCCUACACUUGCCUUAUAAUGCAGUGUAUCAAAGAUGUACACAUAUAGCAGGAAGGAUUCUUUUCCUUUGAAAGAUUGCCAAGGAAUACAUUUUCUGUACUCAUACAUGGUUUAAUUUGCUUUGGGCUAACAGUGUGUUUGAAGAGAACUGAGAUUAUGUAACAAACACAGGAGUACAGAUAGUCCUUUCUAUCAGAGGGAUUUGAUUUCCAGUCACUUUUAAGUUUCAUUGUCUUGGAGGUGUUUUGAACAACUGCCACACAGAUGAAAAGGCAGCCUUUAGCAUGGCUUCUCACAGGUUUACAGUGCAAGUAUGGGGUCAGCACAAGAUCAAGAUCUACAUCCACUUUCUUGGACUACACACAGAUAACCACUGUAGCCACACACUUCUGAGGUAGCCUCGUUCGAAAAUCAAUACCAAGUUCAUCAGUAUUAUCACUACGUUAUGAGUAUGGUUAACCACAUCCACAAUGCCUAAAAUGAUUGCUUACAUCCUGAAAGUGACUUUGCCUCUCAAAUGGCUAGAAAUAGAGCAUAGAUGACUAUCCCAGAUGGAGACAGCCCUUGCUGCCUAUUGGCAGUGAAGACUUUGAAAGACAUGCUAGCCUGAUGCACUAAAUUAAAAUGUCAGAUAUUUGCCUGAGCUGCCAUCAGUCUCCCUUUUACUCUUAAGUCAAUUAUACUAGUAGUUAUUUGUGCUUUCCAAGUACCCAUCCAGAACACGUGAGCAGCUGCUGGACUCACACUGCACACACCUCAGUGGGUAUAUAAUGGGUACACAGUGGGUAUAUACAUGCUAUGAGCAUCAGGUAUCUUCUUCAGUGGAAAGGUAGACAGGACUUUUGGUACCUGUGGCUGUUGUGCAAGCCACACAGUGGGAAAGCUGAAUGGUAGACAAAGGAACCUGGAUGAGCUGCAUCUCACUUAUGUUUAGAUGACUCAUUAGUCAACAAAUUAUCAUAAAUUAUAUAUUCUUACUGGUAUUACAGUAAGUGGAAUUAGACACCUCAGUCCCUUAAAGCCUGGAUGGGGGAAGCUGCCUGCAUUGAGAAACAGUUCAAUACCUCUGUACUCUGGCCCUAGGCUCCCUUAAUAAUUUUUUAAGGUGAAUGAGGCUUAUCCUCCACCAGUUACGUAUCAUCAUUGGCAUGACUUCAAUUGUUGUAUUGUACACUCACAGUCACCCCACCCUUCAGUUUGCCUCUUUAUGCACCUUUGUGUUAGGAUAAACUGGGAGAGGCAGUUUAAUUGGGGAAGAAAGUUCACAAUCGAGGAAGGAGUUCACAAGUCUGCUCUCUGCCUCUAGACAAAGAGCAGCAACCGAUGUCAAAGCCUCCUGGUCAUCUGGCUUGUCUUUCUGGCUGUGAGGGGAGUGGCAGACCACAGAAGCAACACUUCGUAAGAGACUGAGGAAAGGAACUUGUGAAGCAGCCAUUCAGCUAAAAUCAAUUACCGGGCCACCUAGAGCUUACAAGGAAGAACACCUUGAGGGGAAACAAAGGAGAGACGAGGAGAACAGCAAUGAAAAGACUUUGGCUGUUUGUUUUCAGUGCAAUUCUGGUGACUGCACAUGCCCUCACUGUGGAAGCACCUGCCAAGGAAACACAAGUGGCACAAGGGAACAAUGUUACCCUCUGCUGCCAGUUCAAAACCGAAGCUUCCAUUGACUCAGGAGACAUUGUCGUCUGGAGAAAACUCAACAGUGUGGAUGAUGCUGUCACUAGGUAUUUUGAUGGACUUGUCCAGUAUGGCAAGGGCUACGAAAACCGCAUACAGUUCAGCGGUGAUGUAAACGCAGGAGACGUGAGUAUCACCAUCAACGCAGUGACCAUGGCAGACAACGGCACAUAUGUGUGCAGCGUGCGGCUGAGGAAUGACCCCCCCCGGCAGAUCACAACCUUGGCUCUUUUCGUCCUUGUUGCACCAUCCAAGCCAGAAUGCAAGGUUUUGGGGACAGCAGAAUAUGGACAGACAAUCAAUCUGACCUGCAAUUCUCAUGAGGGCUCCCCAAAGCCCAGAUAUACCUGGCAAAGCUUCAAUGUACAAAAUGACCCCCGUGCACUACAAACAACAGAAGGGGAACAAAUAACACUGAAGAACAUCUCGGUGGAUACCUCUGGCUUUUACAUCUGCACUUCGACAAACAUUGUGGGAAAGGAGUUUUGCAACAUGACAGUUAGCGUAAUGCCACCAUCCACGAACAUAGCUCUCUACGCUGGCAUCACUGGUGGAGCUGUUGCUGCAAUUACAGUUAUUAGUAUUUUAGUCUAUUGCUGCUGCUGUCAGACAGAGAAGGAAAAGGACUAUGAGAUGACGGAGCAAGAAGAUAAAAAUGAACACUCCAAGGUGAUGCCUACAAGGCAUGUGAGAGCAGAGGAUGAUGUUGAAGACAAAUGAAGAAAGAAGCGGGAAGCCAGUGCCAUCUUCAGGCUUUAAUGAGGCACAGACACCACUGCAGAGGAGAAACCAAUCCCUCUUUUUUACUGCAAGAAGAUUUUUCGGAAUAAUAAGGUGAAAGCUGAUGGCUCUGCCUUCCAAGUUCUGGAAGAGAAUAUUCUUGUCUCCCUGGAAAGAAGUGACUACAUAUAGUGAGUACCUAACCUCAUAGCAGAAAAUGCAUUUGAGGCACGGUUUUAUCCAGUCAUCUAAAAAUAACCAGUCUUCUAGACUUCCCAUUCCUUCAAAAAAGAAGCCAGUCAGGUCUAUUUGGAGAACAGAGUUGCUGCUGUAUCCCCAGCUCCACAGAAGCUUUCAAAGUCACCAACAGGAAGUCAUCAAGGAAAAGUGGUCUUGUUCAUGGUGUUACACAUGUGCAACAGCUUACAGCACUGCCCAGUACAGAAACUGUUUUAUGCAGACUGAAGCAAGCUGAUUUUUGACGGACAUUUUAUUGAAUGUGUUCUCUGUAUAUAUUAUACAUGCACACAUAAAUAAAAAUAAGGAAACCAU
Molecule: messenger RNA, 2976 nt
Organism: Pezoporus flaviventris
Lineage: Eukaryota; Metazoa; Chordata; Aves; Psittaciformes; Psittacidae
Gene: GPA33
Product: glycoprotein A33
Exons: 7
Coding region: 1549-2424 (291 amino acids)
Cellular component (GO): plasma membrane
Source: RefSeq, a predicted model, not a curated record